Diospyros lotus (date-plum) is the source of this 1416-nucleotide messenger RNA. Its product is annotated as probable galacturonosyltransferase-like 3. Bases 8 to 1006 code for a protein of 332 amino acids. The transcript has a single exon. Gene Ontology annotation, cellular component: Golgi apparatus. NCBI's taxonomy places the organism in Eukaryota, Viridiplantae, Streptophyta, Magnoliopsida, Ericales, Ebenaceae. Gene Ontology annotation, molecular function: glycosyltransferase activity. The record is from RefSeq and is a predicted model, not a curated record.
GACCGCCAUGUUGCCGGAGCUCCGCCUCAGGAUAACGCUUUUCCUACUGCUCGCCGUAGAUUUGGCGGCGGCCGGGGAGCUCCCGGUUUUCAGGGAAGCGCCCGCAUUCCGGAACGGGAGGGAAUGCCCCAAAACGACACCGUCCACAAUCCACGUGGCGAUGACCCUCGACGCCACCUACCUCCGGGGUUCUGUCGCCGGAGUCUUCUCCGUUCUGCAGCACGCCAACUGCCCGGAGAACGUUGUCUUCCACUUCCUCGCCAACCACCGCCGCGCCGAGCUCCGCCGCACGAUCCUCACCACCUUCCCGUAUUUGUCGUUCCGGUUCUACCGCUUCGACCCUAACCUCGUCAAGGGCAAGAUCUCGUCUUCCAUCCGCCGUGCUCUCGACCAGCCGCUCAACUACGCGCGCAUCUACCUCGCCGAGCUCCUCCCGCCCGCCGUCCGCCGCAUCAUCUACUUCGACUCCGACCUCAUCGUCGUUGACGACGUCGCCAAGCUCUGGACCAUCAACCUCAAAUCUCACGUCCUGGGCGCCCCCGAAUACUGCCACGCCAACUUCACCGCCUACUUCACCCCCAAAUUCUGGUCAAACCCAUUAUUCUCCACCGUCUUCAGUGAUCGAAACCCCUGUUACUUCAACACCGGCGUGAUGGUGAUCGAUCUUGAAAAAUGGCGGCAGGGUAAAUACACCGAGAAGCUCGAGAACUGGAUGAGGAUUCAGAAGAGGUAUAGGAUAUACGAGCUGGGCUCGUUGCCGCCGUUUCUGCUUGUUUUCGCCGGAAAUGUGGAAGGCGUGGAGCACCGGUGGAACCAGCACGGACUCGGGGGUGACAACCUGGAGGGGCUGUGCCGGGAUCUGCAUCCAGGUCCGGUGAGCCUUCUGCAUUGGAGCGGGAAGGGGAAGCCGUGGCUCAGGCUCGACUCGAAGAAGCCUUGUCCCUUGGAUGGCCUGUGGGCACCGUACGAUUUGUUCCAUCAUGCGCCGUUGUUUUCAGACAGCUGAGCUGCGACGCACUGGAUCAAAGCGAAUAAUUCGAGAGGUGGAAAGAUGUAAGAGGACAAAAUUGGAAAGCCAAUCCAGCGCGGAGCGGUGGCGUCAGAGGGGGCUGGGGGUGUAAUUGUACGAGGGAGAACUGGAGGGGUACAGUGACUGUAGGUUAAGGCUGGCGCGAUCGGGAGAAAAGGCUCCGGCCCUCGGGGACGGCCACCGGUGAACGGUGGUGGUGACGUGGAGGCAAGUGACUGGUGAGGGUGGGGUGUUAAUAUCACGAUGAUCUGUGCUUUCAUUGUUGUUGCCAGUGUUUGGAUAUGUGAAGAUUCCCUAAAGUCUAAUCGCUCGCUGCCUUUCAUCCUCUUUCUUUUGAUCAAACACAAAUUUUAGUGUAUGUACUUGUAUGUCUUUUUAAUUUAAAU